Lycium ferocissimum is the source of this 2468-nucleotide messenger RNA. RefSeq names its product cysteine-rich receptor-like protein kinase 2. Lineage: Eukaryota; Viridiplantae; Streptophyta; Magnoliopsida; Solanales; Solanaceae. The coding region runs from base 124 to 2064 and encodes 646 amino acids. The transcript has 8 exons. The record is from RefSeq and is a predicted model, not a curated record. Gene Ontology annotation, biological process: protein phosphorylation. Gene Ontology annotation, molecular function: protein kinase activity; ATP binding.
CUUUAUUAUUCUUCAUUUUCUCCAGUUACUCUCUGCCUCAUCACUCUGAUUCUACAACUUUGACAGCAGCUGAUCAGUUUGAGACUCAAAAUCCGGCAAAUUUGGAAUUUCACAUCUGGCAAAAUGGAGAGAGCAACCCCUUCAAUUUUAUGUAGUCACUUUGUUAUUGUGUUGAUCCUACUUCUAUUAGAUACGUCAGUGGCUGAACCAAGAUCUCAGAUAGUCCAGAUUAUAUGUGGAAAUGAAACAGCGGUUUCCGCCACAAAUUUUGUUGCUACGAUGGAACAUAUAAGUGAACAAACAAGAACUACAGGGUAUGGAGUAGCAGUUACUGGCACUGGACCAGAUACUAACUAUGGACUAUGCCAAUGCUAUGGUGAUCUUUCUUUACCUGACUGCACCUUAUGCUACGCUGAAGCGCGAGCUGCUCUGCCCAGGUGCUUCCCUUCUAACGGAGGGCGAAUUUAUCUUGAUGGCUGUUUUAUGCGAGUGGAGAAUUACACGUUCUAUGACCAGUAUUUAGGUCCAGAGGACAGGCGUGUAUGCGGAAACAGGACCACAAAGGGUUCAUUGUUCCAACAGAAUGCUAGGCGAGCCGUUCAGCAAGCAGUUGCAAACGCACCAAGUAGUAAUGGCUACGCGCGUGCUCAAGUGUCAGUGCCUGGACAUUUCAAGGAGACAGCUUAUGUUCUCGCUGAUUGCUGGAAGUCACUAAGCGCAAAUUCCUGCGCAGCAUGUCUGCAAAACGCAUCUGCCUCAAUGCUGGGAUGCUUACCUUUGUCAGAAGGUAGAGCUCUGUAUACCGGAUGCUUCAUGAGGUAUUCUGAUACAAAUUUUCUCAAUGUUAUUUCUACCAGUGGAGGCUCGUCAUCAGUAGGAAAAGUUGUAGUCAUUGUCAUUGUUGUUGUUAGUUCUGUGGUCGUCUUGGGAGUAGGUGUUGUCAUUGGCAUUUGUGUCUGGAAGAACAAACAAAUCCGGAACAAGAGGAAAGGUGCAAAUGAUGCCAAGAAACUAGUGAAGAUCCUUCAUGACAACAGCUUGAACUUCAAGUAUUCGACACUUGACAAAGCCACGCGGUCAUUUGAUGAGGCCAACAAGCUCGGGCAAGGUGGAUUUGGCACGGUUUAUAAGGGUGUUUUGGCAGAUGGGAGAGAGAUCGCUGUCAAAAGAUUGUUCUUUAACAACAAACACAGAGCUGCAGAAUUUUAUAACGAGGUUAACAUAAUCAGUAGCGUCGAGCACAAAAAUUUGAUAAGGUUAUUGGGAUGCAGUUGCUCAGGACCGGAAAGCCUUCUUAUAUAUGAGUUCCUUCCUAACCAGAGUCUUGAUCGCUUCAUAUUUGAUCCUGUCAAAGGUAAAACUCUAAACUGGGAGAAAAGAUUUGAGAUAAUUAUAGGGACCGCAGAAGGUUUGGUAUACCUCCACGAGAACACAAAGAUACGAAUAAUACACAGAGACAUAAAAGCAAGCAACAUCUUGUUGGACUCGAGGCUCCGUGCAAAGAUUGCUGAUUUCGGGUUGGCCAGGUCAUUCCAAGAAGACAAGAGUCACAUAAGCACUGUCAUAGCUGGCACAUUAGGAUAUAUGGCUCCAGAAUACUUAGCACAUGGCCAAUUAACAGAAAAAGCAGACGUUUACAGCUUUGGAGUUCUUCUACUAGAGAUUGUUACUGGAAGACAAAAUAACAGUAGCAAAAACGCCGAAUAUACAGUCAGCUUAGUUUCCAUUGCAUGGGAGCACUUUCGACACGAGACUGUGGAGGAACUGUUCGAUCCGAAUCUCAUGUUGCAUAACUACCACACAAUCAAUGUGAAAAAUGAGGUAGCGCGAGUUUUACAUGUCGGACUUUUGUGCACUCAAGAGAUCGCGGCGUUAAGGCCAUCCAUGUCUAAGGUGUUACGGAUGUUUGUCAAGAAAGAAGAAGAGUUGCCGCUACCUACCAAUCCACCAUUUGUUGAUGAGAAAACUAUGGAACUUCAUGACCCUUGGGAGAAGUAUUCGCUUGGAGAAGGCGAUUCUGCUUCAAUUGCCAACUUAUCUCACAGUUCUUUUUACCCCAGAUGAUGAAAGUGUGAAAAUCAUAAGCAUUAAUUCGCCUCGUGUUCUUGAAGCAGACUAGAUCAUCAUGAUUGGGCAGUUAGAUACAACAACAACUGUGCCUCAGUCCCAAGCAAGUUGAGGUCGGCUAUAUGAAUCACAACUAUUCCAUUUAAGCUCAACUUAUGAUGGUAUAAUUAGUUGCUUUUCAUGACCAAAAUGAGAAAUCAAAAGUACUGGAAACAUUAUGUUUUUCCAAGGCUAGUAGAAAAUAUAGAAUGCUAGUUCAAACACAUGGUGGUGAUUUUUAUAAAAUCUAAACCUACAAUCUCAUGUGUGUAAAUACUUGUAUUCUGGUGAUCCUGAGGAACUUUUGUAUGGUGAUACAUGAACUUAUUAUAAUUUGACAAAGUACGAGUUUAAAAGUUUUA